ACAGACAGUCACUUUGCCACAAAAGGAUCGGCGACGGGAUUAUGGCGAUGGCUUGAGAUCCAGCCUGCAGUCGAGGGCGGCGAUUGGUCAAUGCAGCCGGGCCGCCUGGAGGAAACUUCUUUUUUGUUCCUGCGCAGAGGGAGAUGAAACAGAUGGACACCUACUUUGCUCCCCACACUUUAUGGGGCCAAUCAGGGGCCAAAGUGCGGCAACAACCAGCGGUCUUCAGGAGCAGAGUCACAAGAAGCAAGAGAGAACACUCACAUGGGCCCACUGGAGAUCCCCGUGUAUAUAAAGACCAGGUCCCCGCCUCGUCCUGUUCAUAAAUAACAUCCAUCUUCAUGGACAGAGACGCCAUCAAGCAGUCGCACGACGCAGAUGUCGUGCAUGAUGAAAAGCUUCAUCAGGAGACAACGCCAGAGGAAGGCGUCGCCGGUCGUGUGCAAAAUCCACUUGCACAUCUGACUCAGGAGCAGCUCCUCUCCGACGUCGACGCCUUUUGCGCAGAGAACGAGCUGAGCGAUCUCGCAGACGAUAUCCGUCGCGGCGCACUCGUUGCACAAUCCCCGCAUGAUUUUGGUCAUGUCAACUUGACUACGGAGGAGCGCGACCAUAUCCAGCGCGAAGUCACACACCGAUGGAAACAUCCUUUGGCACUCUAUGUCACCAUCAUCGUCUGUUCCAUCGGCGCGGCCGUCCAGGGAUGGGACCAAACAGGUUCCAAUGGCGCCAAUUUGUCAUUCCCGCAGGAAUUUGGUAUCGGCAGUGACAGCGACUACGACACUUGGAUUGUCGGUCUUGUCAACGCUGGUCCAUACAUUGGUUCUGCAUUCCUUGGCUGCUGGCUGUCUGACCCGCUCAACCUGUUCAUCGGCCGACGUGGUACUAUCUUUGUGGCUGCCAUCUUUUGCAUUCUCACACCCAUUGGUGGAGCUCUUGCACAGACCUGGGAGGAACUUUUGGCCACACGUUUGCUGAUGGGUAUCGGCAUGGGACUCAAAGGCUCAUGCGUCCCCAUCUUUGCUGCAGAGAACUCUCCACCACUCAUCAGAGGUGCCUUGGUCAUGUCUUGGCAGAUGUGGACCGCUUUUGGCAUCUUUCUUGGUUUCUGCGCCAAUCUGUGCGUCUACAACUCUAGCAUUGCCUGGCGUCUUCAAAUUGGAUCAGCCUUUUUACCUGCAGUGCCCCUUGCAAUCGGAAUCUACUUUUGUCCGGAAUCCCCGCGUUGGUAUAUCAAGAACCACAAAUACAGAAAGGCAUACCAAUCUCUUUUGCGCUUGCGAAACCACAAGAUUCAGGCUGCUCGAGACCUUUACUACAUUAAAGCGCAAAUUGAGGAAGAACAGGCAAUCGUCGGCAAGCAUGGCAAUUCUUUCACGCGUUUUGUCGAACUGUUCACCGUUCCUCGAGUCAGGCGAGCUACUCAGGCUGCCUUUACUGUCAUGUUGGCACAACAGAUGUGUGGCAUCAACAUUAUUGCCUUCUACAGUUCUACAGUGUUUGCAGAAGCUGGUGCGGGUCGUCUUGAAGCACUGCUUGCCUCUUGGGGUUUCGGUCUUGUCAACUUUGUUUUCGCGUGGCCCGCCAUUUGGACAAUCGACACCUUUGGCCGACGAUCUCUCUUGCUCUUCACCUUCCCAAACAUGGCCUGGUGUCUCGUGGCAGCCGGUGGUUCGUUUGCUAUUGGUGGCGUUUACUGCGGUGACACGGGUUCUUGCCCAACUGCACACUUGGCACUUGUGGCAUUGUUCAUCUACCUCUUUGCAGCAUUCUACUCUCCAGGUGAGGGACCUGUGCCAUUCACCUACUCGGCAGAAGUCUUCCCCUUGUCGCACCGAGAAACAGGUAUGGGCUUCGCCGUUGCAACUUGUCUCUUUUGGGCAGCCGUCCUCUCCAUCACCUUCCCACGCAUGCUGGCAGCCUUUGGCCCACUUGGCUCAUUCAUGUUCUACGCUGGUCUCAAUAUGCUUGCCUUUGUCAUGAUUUUCUUCCUUGUCCCAGAAACGAAGCAGAGGACACUUGAAGAACUCGAUUACGUCUUUGCUGUGCCAACACGUACGUUUGCACGAUACCAAUUGUUCACUGCGUUGCCGUACUGGUUCAAGAAGACGAUUUUGAGGCGACACCCAGCACCUGUCAGGCCGUUGUAUGACUUUGACGAGUCUAUGGCGUCUAAUUUGCAGAAGCAGACACAGAAGGCAUAGAACCUGUUUUGUAUCCUUAGCUUAGAUUUAUUGAAUCAUGUCGACUCCUAUCU
This is a messenger RNA of Protomyces lactucae-debilis, 2257 nucleotides long. RefSeq names its product galactose-proton symporter. Bases 342 to 2204 code for a protein of 620 amino acids. The transcript has a single exon. Gene Ontology annotation, cellular component: membrane. Gene Ontology annotation, molecular function: myo-inositol:proton symporter activity. Lineage: Eukaryota; Fungi; Ascomycota; Taphrinomycetes; Taphrinales; Protomycetaceae. Gene Ontology annotation, biological process: transmembrane transport. The record is from RefSeq and is a predicted model, not a curated record.